AUGGCAGAGCGGGAGGCGCCCGCCGCCUGGCAGGAGCCCCGCCUCCCUCCGGCCUCAGCUGCCCGGGUGCCGCCGCUCCAACUCGUCCGGCCCAGCCGCGCGGCAGGCCGGGAAGGUUCCGGGCCAGCCAUGGCCGACUCGGCGGCGGCCGCCGCCGCCCCGGAGCCCGCGGGGAAGCCGCUGCAGGGCGCCAUGAAGCUGGCCAAGGGCGCCCUCGAGCUGGACGCCGGGGACCGGCCGCGGGAGGCCUACGUGGAGUACCUCAAGAGCAUCAGCUUCAUCUGCCAGGCCCUGCUGGAGGAGGCAGCCGCAAAAGCAGACGGAGGGGCCGUGACGUCCGAUACCCCCAAGAUGCUGAAGGUGGCCGAGCAGUGCCUGGAGCGCGCCAAGAGCAGCAUUGCCAAAAUCGGCCAAGCAAAGGCCAGGCUGUCCCCGGAGGGAGCGCCGGGCCCGGCUCCAGCCUCGCGGCACCGCAGGGUCUUCUCGGACGAAGGCGGGAAGCUGUCGCCGUUCCUCCCCCCCGAGAUGUUCCAGAAGCUGCAGAUCACCGACGUGCAGAGCGCAAAGAAAGAGCUCAGCCCGCUGGAGGAGGCAUCGCUGCAGAACCAGAAGCUCAAGGCCACCUACGAGGCCCGGCUGGCCCGGCUCAAUCCCAGCCAGGCCAUGCAGAAGACCUCUCUGACGCUUUCGCUGCAGCGGCAGAUGAUGGAGAACCUGGUGAUCGCGAAGGCGCGGGAAGAGACACUGCAGAGGAAGAUGGAGGAGCGCCGGCUGCGGCUGCAGGAAGCUGCCAACAGGAGGUUCUCCGGCAACGCCGUGCUGACCGCGGAGGAGCAGCAGCAGCGGGCACUGUAUGCCGCCAUCCUGGAAUACGAGCAGGACCACGAGUGGCCCAGGGUGUGGAAGGCCCAGAUGAAGAGGAGCCCCCCCGACCCGUCCCUGGUGCCCAAGCUCAUCUCCCACCUGCUCAGCUGCGCGGAUCACCCCGUCUGCCAGCUGCUGAGGAAGCUGCAGUGCGCCGUCUACAGCCGCAUCUACCCGCUUGUGAGCCGCGGCACGGCGGACGCCCGGCUGGCCGGGAGGGCCCUCCGCGGGCUGUCGCUCUCCUCCUCGCUGGACGCGGAGGCCUUCCCGGCCGCGGAGGGGCGGCGCCUGCGCGCCUCGCAGAGCUUGUAUUCCAUGUUCCCCGUCCGGGAGAACGACGCGCUGACCCUGCGGCACAGCGUCUCCGCCGCGCCCUUCGUCGAGGACCCGGCCCCGGGCCGCCCACGCUCCCCCCAGGCGCCGGCCCGGCCCCCGGAGGAGCCGCCCCCCGCCCCGCCCGCCCCCCGAGAGAGCUCCUUCGAGGACCUCGAGCGCUUCCUGUCUGCCUCCGAGGCCUGGGCCGGGGGGCCCCCGCACGAGCCGCCCCCCCGGGAGGCCCCCUCCCAGCAGGAGCAUCUCAAGGCGGUCGUGAAGGAGAUCCACAACGCCAUCGACAGCCUCAGCUCCCUGACCCUGCUGGCCUUCGAGAGCCUCGGCUCGGCGGCCGCCAAGGACCAGUGCGUGGCCUGCCUGGAGGAGGCCUUCUUCGCCCCGCUCUGGGCUCCGCUCCUGGCCGUGUACAGGGGUGUCUACAGGACGCGGGAGGCCACCCUGGCCAGGAACAUGGAGCUGCACGGCCACCUGUCCCCCGCCGACUUCGGCAUCUCUGCCAAGCUGCUGCCGCAGGGGGGGCAGCCCCGGGGGACGGGGUCCUAUCCCUACUGCGCCGCCGUGCAGGAGCUCGCGCUGCUUCCCCUGGGCAGUUGCCCGCAGAAGAAGCUGGAGUGCAGCGUGCGGACGCUGCGCGUCAUCUGCGAGUGCGGCGAGGAGUACUGUGGGGGCCGAGAGGGGGCGCCCCAGCCGGCACCGGCUGCCAUAGGGGCCGACGACCUGCUCCCGAUCCUGUCCUACGUGGUCCUGAAGAGCAACCUGCCCCAGCUGGUCUCGGAGUGUGCCGCCCUGGAGGAGUUCAUCCACGAGGGGUACCUGAUCGGGGAGGAGGGCUACUGCCUGACGUCUCUCCAGAGCGCGCUCUCCUACGUGGAAUCGCUGAAGGGGCCCGUCCGGCAGAAGUAGCCGAGCUCCGGGGGCCCCGGGCCUCCCUCCCGCGGGAGCGCCAGGCGAGACGCAGCCGCACACCCGCCGCCGCCGCCUUUCCCCGCCUGCCGAAAAGAAACC
Messenger RNA from Varanus komodoensis (Komodo dragon), 2202 nucleotides. It is a transcript of the gene VPS9D1, whose product is annotated as VPS9 domain containing 1. Gene Ontology annotation, cellular component: endocytic vesicle; cytosol. Lineage: Eukaryota; Metazoa; Chordata; Lepidosauria; Squamata; Varanidae. The record is from RefSeq and is a predicted model, not a curated record. Gene Ontology annotation, biological process: vesicle-mediated transport. Gene Ontology annotation, molecular function: small GTPase binding; guanyl-nucleotide exchange factor activity. The transcript has 15 exons. The coding region runs from base 1 to 2100 and encodes 699 amino acids.